AUGGCUGGAAAUCAGCAGCCCACUUCAGUUGUGUUGAAUGAUGCAGCAGUCAUCGACGCCAAACCCUUGCGCACAUUGGCUCCCAUGUUCCCUGCACCGCUUGGGAUGCACACUUUUACCAUAAAAGGCUCACCUGCAGUUCUCUGUGUCACCCCAUUUGGACCAUAUGCUGGAGGUACUGAACUGGGAAUGCCUGGUGGUGUUCUGCCAACCUCUGCACUACUGUCCGCUCCUGCAGAUCCCAACCCGGUGCAACCAUAUAUGGUUCAUAUGAAUGGAGCUGCUAAUGCUAAUGGUCCUGCAGAUCCCAACCCGGUGCAACCAUAUAUGGUUCAUAUGAAUGGAGCUGCUAAUGCUAAUGGUACCACAACGGUCACCCCGGUGUUGCAAACUCCUCCAGCAGUCAGUACACAGGAAUCUGGUAAGAAGAAGAGGGGGAGGCCCAGGCGUGUGCAAGAUACUACUGUUCCUACGGCUCCUCCAGUUCAUUUGGUUCCUUCAGCUCCUCCAGAAGGUAAUAAUAUUGUUCUCCAGACACCCCCUUCAGCCGUCACACAGGAAUCUGGUAAGAAGAAGAGGGGACGACCCAGGCAUGUGCCAGAUGUUUCUGUCGUACCAACUCCUUCAGUGCCUAUAGUAGAUGGCGAACCUAUUUUUCAUACACCUCCUGCAUCUAGCGUACAUGAAUCUGUCACAAAGAAAAGGGGGCGACCCAAGCUUGUGCAGGAUAGUUCAGAUACUUUAACUCCUCCAGUUCAUUCAAAAGAGAGUGAGCCCCUUAUGCAGGCUCCAUCUGCAGUCACCUUAUUGGAGGAUGGUAAAAGGAAGAGAGGGCGGCCGAAGCGUGUGCCUGAUAGUUCAGUGACUCCUUCAAGUCAUUCUGAAGAUGUUGAUAGUGGUGACACAUCAAAACGUGGACGGCCCAGGAAAAUUGACACAAGUCUGCUGCACCUGCCAUCUUUGUCUUCAGAUGAUCCUAGGGAAUCUGCAGAUAAUGUACUUGUUAUGUUUGAUGCACUGCGGCGACGGCUGGUGCAGCUGGAUGAAGCGAAGCAAGUAGCGAAGCAGCAGCAUAACUUGAAGGCUGGGAGUAUCAUGAUGAACGCUGAACUUCGCGUCAAUAAGAGCAAGAAGAUUGGAGAGGUUCCAGGUGUCGCGGUUGGUGACAUGUUCUACUUCAGAAUCGAGAUGUGCCUGGUAGGGUUAAAUAGUCAGAGCAUGGCAGGGAUAGAUUACAUGUCAGCUAAGUUUGGUAACGAGGAGGACCCUGUGGCCAUUAGUGUUGUGUCAGCUGGUGUGUAUGAGAAUACCGAAGAUGAUCUAGAUGUUCUGGUUUACACUGGACAUGGCAUGUCUGGUAAGGAUGACCAAAAGCUUGAGAGAGGUAAUCUUGCACUGGAGAGGAGUUUGUACAGAGGUAAUCCCAUUAGAGUUGUUCGCACUGUGAGAGACUUGACUUGUUCAACUGGUAAGAUAUACAUAUAUGAUGGCCUUUACAAGAUCAGAGAAGCCUGGAUGGAGAAAGGGAAAUCUGGGUUCAAAGUGUUUAAACACAAGUUACUGAGAGAACCUGGACAACCUGAUGGCAUUGCAGUUUGGAAGAAGACUGAAAAAUGGAGGGAAAAUCCAUCCUCUAGAGAUCAUGUUAUAUUGAACGACAUAUCAUAUGGUGUGGAAAGUAAGCCUGUCUGCCUUGUAAAUGAGGUCGAUGACGAGAAAGGUCCUAGCCACUUCAUCUAUACAACUAAACUUAACUACAUGAAUUCCCUGAGCUCAAUGAAAAAGAUGCAAGGCUGCAGAUGCAUAAGCGUAUGCCUACCUGGUCAUAACAACUGUUCUUGUACGCAUCAAAAUGCUGGCGACCUUCCUUACAGUGCUUCAGGCACACUUGUUAGUCGGAUGCCUAUGUUGUAUGAGUGCAAUGAUUCAUGCACUUGUGUACGUGAUUGCCGGAACCGGGUUGUGCAAAUUGGUAUCCAAAUCCACUUUGAAGUGUUUAAGACGGGAGAUCGAGGUUGGGGCCUCCGUAGUUGGGAUCCUAUCCGAGCAGGCGCAUUUAUCUGUGAAUAUGCAGAGGACGAUUACAUCUUUGAGACCCCUCCCUUGGAGCAGAACGUAAGAUGGAAAUAUGCACCAGAAUUACUGGGCGAACCUAGUCCUUCCGACUUAAAAGAACCAUCUAAGCAGCUGCCAAUAGUUAUUAGUGCAAAACGGACUGGCAACAUAGCUCGCUUUAUGAACCACAGCUGCUCACCUAAUGUUUUCUGGCAACCAGCUCUAUAUGAUCAUGGUGAUGAGGGAUAUCCACACAUCGCAUUCUUUGCACUUAAGCACAUUCCUCCAGUGACAGAGCUUACAUAUGAUUAUGGUCAGAGCCAAGAUAAUGCUGUCAUCUAUGGGUGUGAUGUUUUCCUGAGAUGUUGA
Messenger RNA from Triticum dicoccoides, 2424 nucleotides. RefSeq names its product histone-lysine N-methyltransferase, H3 lysine-9 specific SUVH1-like. Gene Ontology annotation, cellular component: nucleus. The coding region runs from base 1 to 2424 and encodes 807 amino acids. The transcript has 3 exons. The record is from RefSeq and is a predicted model, not a curated record. Gene Ontology annotation, molecular function: protein binding; zinc ion binding; double-stranded DNA binding. NCBI's taxonomy places the organism in Eukaryota, Viridiplantae, Streptophyta, Magnoliopsida, Poales, Poaceae.